Molecule: messenger RNA, 3443 nt
Organism: Scatophagus argus
Lineage: Eukaryota; Metazoa; Chordata; Actinopteri; Scatophagidae
Product: glycerophosphodiester phosphodiesterase domain-containing protein 5-like
Exons: 17
Coding region: 1548-3329 (593 amino acids)
Biological process (GO): lipid metabolic process
Cellular component (GO): membrane
Molecular function (GO): glycerophosphodiester phosphodiesterase activity
Source: RefSeq, a predicted model, not a curated record
UUGUAUGGUGGACAGGAGAGAGAAAAGUCCGGAGUCAGAUUCCUUGUAUGGUCACACAUACUUGGCAUAUAAAGCCGAUUCUGAUUCUGACCUGCAAGCCGAGCGAGUCGAGGCCAGUUGGCUUUCUGCUCAGUGGAAAAUGUCAACACGUGGUUGAAUAGCUAUUACACUAGGAGACCGAGACUUUUCCCCCCCUCCGGUGUUUGUGAACCAAACCAGAGGCAUAAACAAGUUAGGUUAGAUUGUGCGUGAAGGCUUGUUUCUGUUUAUUUCACUGAACCAGGGCGUCUUGUUCUGUUUGAGCACAUCUGUUAAAUUUUGACGUACUCUCUGACCAAUGAACAAACAACCAGUUUAACUGUUAGGUUGCAAUAAAACAUAUUAAAACAUACCUUUUUUAAUUCUCUCUCAUUCUCACAAGUACACUUUGCAGCAUUGGCACGUUUCAGUAAAUACCAAAGCAGGUUAUACACAGUUUUGAAUGCAUUAUAAUUCAGAACUUUCCUUGAACAUAUGUAGUGUAAUAAGAUGACGUUAAAGAAAUUAUUGUUAUUAUUGUAUUGGUUAUGUUCAGUACCAAAGAAGAAAAUGGUUCAAAUAUGCUGUGAGGGUAAAACAUUCAUAUUUAGUAGGUGAUGUUGAAGUUUGCCACGUUUGUCAUCUUUAGCAUGUUAGCAUGCUAAGAUUGGCUCUAAACACAAACUACAGCAGAGGCUGAUGGGAAUGUCAGCAGUUUUGUUGUCUGCUUUUCCGCUGCACCUGAGGAUUGAACCCUGGCAGCAGGGAUGUUUAUAAGCUAAUUUUAUUAUAUUUCAUAAGUGCAAACCAAAUUUCCUUCCGGACGAUAAUGUAUGUAUCUUCACCUGGGUUCACCUGACGUGACGUGACGAGUGUUUGUAUCACUGUGGCAGCAGGUAGCAGUCGGUGUGAUACUUGUGGAAACUUGUGUAAAGUGUAACAGAAUGUACAACGUGGUAACUUCCGCGACGUUUUUCAAAAUAAAUCAUUUUGUUGACUCAGGUUGAAGCUUUCACUAUGAAAUAAUUUUAUUUGACGUACUGAGUCACACUUUCAGUGAUUUAUUAACUACGGUUGAUUUCUCUAAAUGUUCUUUAUGCCAUUUAAUUUACCAAAUACAUUUGAAAACUGAACUCUGCCAAGACUUAUGCAUAUUUAAAUGAGGGUUUUGUUUUUAAUGUAUUUUUAAUUUCCGGUGCCCGUGUUUUUCAAACUCUGGUUAACUUGACAACCCCAUCUCUCGAGGCCACCAGCUGCACAACAGGUAACCGAGGACGAUCUGCGUGCUGCGGCUUCUUCUCUGCUGUCGGUCGGGUGGAAGAGGCGAGCGGGAGGACUAUCUUGAGCGUUCCCUCACUCGGGAGGAUUACAACCAUCUGAGCUGCCCUUUGUUCUCCUGGAAAGGUAAUGAGCUGACCCGAGUUGCACAAGAACUGCCACAUGUGAAGAAAGCUGACCGCGAAGGCCAACGUAAACAGAUGAGGUGUGUGUGAGCAGGAUGGAAGGUGUGUCGGAGUGUGUGUGAGCACAUGGCAUCCGCGGUAUCCCAGCUGCAGUUCGGCCGCCUGCGUGGUCUUCGUGCCAAAGUGCUGCGGCGCUACGAGCACCAGCCCUUCGUGACGUGCCUGUCCGGUCUGUACGGCUGCCGAUGGAGACGCUACGAAAGGAGCUGCACUCAGCCGGGAGGCGCCUGCUGCAACAAGUUGGAAGGCGUCACCUUUGCUCUGCUCGUGGCGGCCUUCUGCUUAACGCUGGUGUUUCUCUACUUCUGGGGUCAAGCAAAGAAUGACUACAAUGACUUUGAUUGGUUUAACUUUGGGAAUCUGGGCUUCUGGUUUCCUUGGUCUGUGGUGCUGCUGGCCAUCGCUGCAAGCUUCUUCACCUACGUCACUGUACUCAUGCUGCUUGCUGUGUGUUUGUUGUCAGAAGGCCAGAAACUCUACUUACACUGGAGUCACAAGAUUGGGAUCCUGGUGAGCCUGACUUUCUCCAUCGUGGCCACCGCCGUCCUGUCUGACCUGUGGAGUAAAGAAUGGAAGACUUUACUGCUUUCCUUCCAGGUGACGGCACCGUAUUUACACGUGGGCGGAGUGUUACUGAUGACGGCGCUGGCCUGGCCAAUCGCUCUGCAUUUCUUUCGCAUGAAGGGCAGAGUAAGCCGAGGUCUGAUCCUUGGGGUGUACCUGAGUAUCCUGUCUGCCCUCUACUUGGUGCCCCUCGGUCUGUAUUCUCCCUGUAUCAAAGAGGAGGGGACCCUGGGGCCCGCACCGGCCGUCAUUGGCCACAGAGGAGCACCCAUGCUUGCUCCAGAAAACACACUGAUGUCGUUUGAGAAGGCUGUGGAAGCAGGAAGUGAAGGCCUGGAGACGGACGUCACAAUAAGCUCUGAUGGGGUCCCCUUCCUGAUGCACGACCACACCCUGCAACGCACCACCAACAUCCACGAGGUCUUCCCCAACCGGACUGACACUCCGGCUGCCAUGUUCACCUGGGACGAACUGGAGAGUCUGAACGCUGGAGUCUGGUUCCUAUCGCACGAUCCGUUCGGUACAGUCGGCUCUCUGGGAGCGGACGACCGACUGCAGGCAGGAAAACAGUCGGUGUGCAGCCUGCGGUCUUUCCUCCAGCUGGCAGCUCAGAAAGACAAACUGGUGAUCUUUGACCUCUACCGUCCACCAAGAGGACAUCCUUACAGAGACACCUGGAUCCAACGCACGCUGGAGGUCAUCCAGAACGAGUCUUCCAUUCACUCGUCGCAGGUGCUGUGGCUGCCGUCAGACCUCCGGACUCUGGUCCAGGAGCUGGAUCCUGAGCUCCAGCAGACAUCGAGCAUCCGGCUCCCCCUAGAGGAGCUCCAGAGGAACCACAUUGUCAAACUGAACCUGCACUACAGCUCCAUGUCCCCUGAGCUCAUCAGUGAGUACGCUGCAGUGAACAUCACCACCAACCUGUAUGUGAUCAGCCAGCCGUGGCUCUACUCUCUGGCCUGGUGCAGCGGCGUCCACUCGGUCACCACGAACGCCCCGCAGCUGCUGAGGACCAUGAGCUCCCCUCUCCUCCUCAUGAGUCCAGAUGAGUACAAGCUGAUGUGGGUUCUCACUGAUCUGCUGUCACUUGUGCUGAUCCUCGUCGUCUUCAUCUUUCACUGGUGGCGAGAGCGAGAACUGGCUUUCUGCUCGGGAAGCAAAGUCGGGCUGGACAACGGCGCUUACAGCAAGUUCAAAACAGAAAUGAGUGACAUAUGGUCGGUCUCCAGUGCAAACUCCCAAGGAGAGAAGACGCUCCACCUGGCGACUGUGACUCAGCACUGACCGUCACAUACAUCACAGAUUUCCCCUUGGGGAUCAAUAAAGUCUGAGAGGAACCAACCUGUAAGAUCUCAGCAAAACACUUUGUUUUCAGAAAAUAAACUGGUGGAAACAUCC